This is a messenger RNA of Paramisgurnus dabryanus, 2654 nucleotides long. Lineage: Eukaryota; Metazoa; Chordata; Actinopteri; Cypriniformes; Cobitidae. The record is from RefSeq and is a predicted model, not a curated record.
CUUGAAGUGCUCUAUGUUCGUGCACUAAUUUUGUACUUAAUACAUUAAAAAAAAUCUUACUUUUUCAACUUUUUAAGGUGUACAUAUUUGUGCUAUUUUGAGACGUCAUGAAUAUGAAUUAAAAUGCGCUAAAAAUGUAUUUAAAAAAAAUUAUUUUAAGUACCACUUGAAACCAUCUUAGUGUUAACUAAACAUUUUUUUAAUACAGAGAUCGAAUGUUAAAAGUGCAUUUUUCUAAAUAUUCAUUAUGUCUCAAAAUAGCACAAAUAAGUAGACGAAGUACUGAGUUAUAAGUACACAGAUAAUCUUUAAGAUUAAUUUUUAGUAUAUUAAGUACAAAAUGAGUGCAUUCUGAAAGGCUACAACUUCCACCUGGGCUAACAUAACUACACCCGGAACUGUAAUUUGAGGAUUAAGUUUCCACCCGAACCCUUCAUGCUGACACACAAGCGGUGCGUGUGUUUUUGAUACUGAGACCGGUAAGUAAUUUAUGUUUUGCCUAAUUGCGGCUAUUAAUCUUUUAAGUUGAAACGUAGUUUUGUAAAAAAGCGGCGAGUCCAAUUGAAACGUAGUUCAGCGCGUUUAAACUCGAGGCUCAAUUUAUACGUGAACAUAAAGACGUCACGUGUGUGUGUAACUUAUGUGUAGCUCUUUUAAUUGUUGCUCGCUUUUACGAAAAUGUACCAUUCUUUUUUACUAUAAAUAAAGUAAAAAAUGAAAACAUGGUGUUAGACAUUUACUAUAAUUAAAAACAUGGUUAAUAGCUUUCGUGGGUCUAGUUUCACAAGUGUUUGUGUGUGUGUCACAGAGAUGCCAAAGAAAGGAAGAAAAUUGAAUAAAUGUGAUGGACAGCAGGAGGAGGUGCCUGUCAAACAGAAGAAAUCUUCAGCUGCUUCUGGUCCUCUGUGCUUUGAUUCGCCGCGUGAUUUCUUUCAGAGUCUCAUCAGUCCGAUGAGUGUGGAUGAGUUUUUCCAGCAGUACUGGGAGCAGAAACCUUUAGUCUUACACAGAUCAGAUGCUGGACUUGCCUCAUAUUACCGCUCUCUGUUCCAGCUGUCUGAUCUACAGCAGCUUUGCUCUCAUGGGCUGCAGUACGCCACAGACCUUAAUGUCUGCCGCAGCAUAAAUGGUGAGAAGAAAGUCCUGAAUAAAGGUGGACAAGUCAAGUUUAGCCAGCUGAAGAAGGACUUUGAGCAAAAGAAGGCAACCAUACAGUUUCACCAGCCACAGAGGUUUAAGGAUGAGUUGUGGCGCGUUCAGGAGCGUCUGGAGUGUUUCUUUGGCUCUCUAGUCGGAUCUAAUGUGUACAUCACGCCUGAGGGGUCUCAGGGUUUGCCACCACACUAUGAUGAUGUUGAGGUUUUCAUUCUUCAGCUUGAGGGACAGAAGCACUGGAGGCUUUAUAAACCCACUGUCCAUCUCGCCCGCGAGUACAGCCUAGAGCAAGAGGAACAUAUUGGCACCCCCACGCAUGACUUCUUACUGCAGGCCGGUGACUUGCUGUAUUUCCCAAGAGGAACCAUCCAUCAGGCGAACACACCUUCAGGUGUGGAUCAUUCCACACACCUCACUCUCAGCACUUACCAAAACAUGUCAUGGGGUGACUUCAUGCUAGAUGUGUUUCCUAGUUUCAUGUUUGAUUCCAUGAAAACUGACGACAGAUUGCGCUGCGGUCUGCCACGAAACCUCCUUACUUGUCCAGCCUAUGGUCCUGAAAUUAAUAAACAGGUAUGCGUGUUUCUGCGGCAUUUGGCUGAUAAUCUAGAGAAGGAAAACAAGGAGUUACGUUGCACUGAUAUGAAGAGAGAUUUUAUCUCCAACAGACUCCCGCCUUACCUGUUGGACCAGACUGAUGUUGAGCCAAGUGGGAAAAUGCCAUCGUUAGAGGAUACGGUCUCUAUAAGGUUUAAGGAGCAUCUUCUUCUAACAGUGGAGCACAGUCAAGACAACACUGAUAAAGCCACAGAGUUGGUCGUGUUUGUGUUACAUUCUUUAAAAAACAAGAGAGAAACUCACAUGAUGGGAACGUCUGAGGAGGAGGAUGAACAGGGUUCACAGUUUCAGGGUCUGCGGUUUCCGUUGACGCAUCUCGCUGCCCUGAAGCAGCUGUUUAGCUUGGAGCGCGUCGCUGUGGCAGAUCUGCAGCAGAUACAGGAUGAAGAUAAGCUGGGACUCACGCUUGGACUCUGGAGCGAAGGGUUACUGCGUGUUUGUUAAAUAUCUUGACUCAAUGCUGCAAACUUAUUGCGCAGGUUCAUUGGUUAUUUGUUUCCUGUGAACAAUUUACACAGUUCAGCCAAACCAUCUGUCUGUACCAAUGAAACAGGACCUUUUGUUAAGUCUAAACAUCUGACAUGUGUGAUGAAGGGUGGCCAUUCGUGCCAGUUCCGCCGGACACGUCCCGAACAUGUUUUCGGGUUCGUUCUCCGGAAGUCGCUUUGCUCGACCGCAUACGUCAUCGAGGUUCUCACAUUUCAGAUAAAAUACAUUAGAAAAUUAAGAUUUAUUUCUUUUAAGACAUACAAUCAUUGUAGUUUCAUACUUACCUUGAAAUGUAACGGUUGCUUUUCUGAAAUUAAACCCAAAAUAUUAAACCUUGAUGAUAUAUGCGGUCGAGCAACGCGACUUCCGGAGAACGAACCCGAAAACAUGUU